Linum tenue is the source of this 1467-nucleotide messenger RNA. The record is from the annotation of a GenBank genome assembly. Lineage: Eukaryota; Viridiplantae; Streptophyta; Magnoliopsida; Malpighiales; Linaceae.
CCCAAAACUCUAUUUUGGACCUCCUCUAAAGUCUAAAGACGAUCACUCAGUCCCUCAUAGCCCUAUUUUGCUCCCUGCACAAACCGCCGCCGUCCGGCCGAAUCUGGUUCAGUCGCCGCCGCCGCCAUCUGCCAACCAAUCGGUUCUCCGCCGUCUGUCUGAUACUGUCAGUAUUCGCGCGCAGGGUAAAGAUGAGGGCUGCUCGCCGUGGGGAUUUCAUGUUCUGCAACGUGUGCGGGACGAUGAUGAAUUUCAGUUCUGGGAAUCAGGUGGAAUGCCCUCUGUGUAAAUGCUCGAAGAGGACGAAAGAGGUGAUUGGACAAGAAAUAUCCUACAAAGUCUCUGCUGAGUUGUGUUUCUGGUAUUGUGAUUAUGCUCAGGAUAUCAGAAGGGAUCUAGGGAUCUCGCAUUUUGAAGGAAAGAUGGAAGUGAAAGACAUGGAGAUAAACAAAAAGUGCGAGAAAUGCAGCAACACAAAGCUCAAGUUUUCGACUAGACAAAUGAGAUCCGCAGAUGAGGGGCAAACUACUUUCUUCCACUGCUCUGUUUGCUCUCAUACUUUCACCGAGAACUAAACAUCAAACAACCUAAGGGUUGAACUAUCAUUUCGUAACCAAGACAACUGAAGGUCUUACAUUCUAGUCAUAGAUAAGCUUCUUUUCGAUGCACUUUAACACUUGGCAUUACUGUUGUAAGAAACUGGAACCCAGAAAUCCCAGCUAGCACUGUAUACCAUAUGCUGUCUGAUGAUCCAAUGGCCAGUGCACAAUAUGUUAUACUUAUAUCAUGUCAUUCUUCUGCCCCUACAAUGGAGCUAAAAAAGGGGGAAAUUAGGGUUCUAGCUGUUAUUGGGAAAAAAGGACAAUGCACAAGUUAAUGCAGUGUACAACAGAGUUGCAGUUGGUCCUGUGUACAAGAAACAGAUACAGAGAGACAAAGUCAACUUUCUCAUGUUCUAUGGUGGAGCUAUGAGUUAGGUGAGUUCAGAGCAAGGUACCACAGCCGAUUGUAUAAACUGAAGAGUACACCAUUGCACUUGGUUUUACAAUCCUUGUUCAAUUUGCAGAAGGAACAAGAAAAAGGAUUAGAAAGCUAACAAUGAGCUUCUGUGGUCUACAGUCUCCUUCAAAAACCAUAGAAGCUGGUUGCAUUAUUGGCUAUGGAUUGGAUAUACCAACUCAAUUAAUAAAACCCAAGUUGCCAGUUGCUGUUGUUGCUUUUGACCAUUAACCCGCCUCGAGUUUACAGUACAGCUGCAUUCUUUCGAGUAAUCUAAAACCUUAAUCAGCCAAUUACAGCAUUUCCCCCUUUUUCUCUUUUGUUCUCUUGAAUGCUACACUUGCAAGUUGCACCAACAACAAGAACAAGAAGAAGAGACGAUCUUUUAUAUGGGGAUGUGAGGAAACCUGCCAACGAAGCUCCACCUCAUUUUGCCCUGUCUGCAGGAGGACCAGUCCAACGAAACUG